Messenger RNA from Tachysurus fulvidraco (yellow catfish), 2558 nucleotides. It is a transcript of the gene mipol1, whose product is annotated as mirror-image polydactyly 1. The record is from RefSeq and is a predicted model, not a curated record. The coding region runs from base 124 to 1755 and encodes 543 amino acids. NCBI's taxonomy places the organism in Eukaryota, Metazoa, Chordata, Actinopteri, Siluriformes, Bagridae. The transcript is spliced from 15 exons.
UGUGAGUGUGUGAGGAGUUUGUUGCCUUGUAUCAAGUUGCAUUGCGUUUUAAGUGUAACUGGAGACGCCACAUAGAAAAAACUCUGAUGGUCAAGUAAUGAUAGCGGCUACUAGAUAUAACCUAUGAAUUGUCACAGCAUGGCACACGAUGUUAAAACCGCCAUCCUGAGAGCGAAACAUAAAAUUUCGAGCUUGGAGAAUGAGCUGUGUGCCAAAAGGGAGAGCUGCUCAGAAGGUGAGGAGGAAAACCAUCAGAUGCCAUGGAAGCUCAAACAAGAGUUGAAGGAUUCACUUGUUGAUAUGUACAAAGCUAAUCCAAAAGUCAAUGAGGAACUGAAACAAAGGCUGCCGUCCCCUAUAAAGCGCCAUUGUUCAGAGACCACACCACAAUCUGGGUUCUGUGGUCUGGCCUCCAGCCCAGAUAUCUCUCAAACUACGUCGGAGACAGCGGCUCCGGAGAAAAAACUGAAAGGUCCUGACUCUCCCAGGGCUAGAGAAGACCCAGUGCAUGGACCCUUUCCACCACCGCCACCACCCCUACCGGCCCCAGCGAGAAAUAUAGAGGAGGUGGUGAUGCUGCCCCUCCAAAGUGCCCCCACACAGCACAGUCUGAACGAAGAGGAGACCGACACCAGGGCUACCAGCAAAUCACCCUGCGUGACACCAGACCCGACAGCACCCAGAAGAAUCACAGAUAAGUGCAAUGGGAAUUCCAAAGUUAGUCAUGACACCAAAAGGCAAGUCCCAUUUCUGGAUAAAGAGAAGAACAUUGCAUUCCUGUUGAAGGAGCUGGACUCACUACGAGACCUCAAUAAGAAGCUCCAUGAAAAGCUGGCCCUGAAGGAGAAGGAGCUUGAGACUAUGCGAUUGGACAGCCAACUUCAGGAAGAGAAACUUGGAGCCGAUGCCUGUGAGAGAGCUGCAGCAUUAGUGGAGGAGAUUUAUAAAGCUCAGAGGGAGAGGGACCAGGCUGUCAUGGCCAGACUGCGGCUAGCUAAUGAGGAACGGGAUGAGGCUCUUCUUCGAGCCAAGAAGCUUCAAGAGGCAGCACUUGAUUUGCAGGUGCAGGUAGUUAUGAGGCUGGAGAAUAUUAACCCAGAGGAAACUGACAUGGACCUGGAGGAAUUACUCAACAGAGUGAGCAGUGCGGAUUCUGCCUUGAGCAUUGAGCAGAGUGGUAUGGCCAUCCUAGAGCGCAUUCAGAGGGCUAGGGAGCGCCGCUCUAAGAUCACCUCUGAGGAGAUGAAAGCUGUCAUAGAAGAGCGAGACAAUGCCUUCACCAGGUGCCAGCGCCUGGACCAAGAGCUUCUUCACACCAGAGAGCUGAGCCAGGCCAACACACGUCACUUGAACAUGGCAAACAAUCAGGAACAAGUGCACAAGAUUCAGUUAGAAUUGGAGGCUGUACAGAGAGAGAGGAAUAUUGCUAUGGAACAUGGGCACAAACUGGAUGAGGAGCUCCAGGCUAUGCGUAGGUGCCACAGUGCACAGCAGAGCCAAACAGAUGAGUCCAGUGGGAAGGAGACCCCAUGCUUGUCCUCUCCCACCUAUGUUAAGGAAAGCAGCACAGCUCAAGGACAGAAUCUGCUGAGCCAUGUGCAGCAUCUCACCUCAGAGCUACAGAGCACUCAGACUCAACUUCGUGUGGCACAGGAGUCUGAAAGAGAGGCCAAUGAAAAAGUGCACAAGUUGGAACGGUUGGUAGACGUCUUGAGGAAGAAGGUGGGCACAGGCAGUGUCCGUACUGUGAUCUGACUGGCCAACGGGUGACUGGAGCAGACGGCCACAUCUGGUGACCAGGCUGCUGUGUUUAACUCUGAGCAAACAACUGAAGCCCUUCCUGGGCAAACACGGGCUGGAAGUGCUACUUGGUCUCACCCUCAGCCCUUCACUCCCUUCUCAUAUUCUCCAUACUUACAUUCUCAAUGUUAUCGACAGCCAUUUUAUCCCAAACAUGUCUUGGAACUGUUUGUUGUUUUUAAUGUAUUGAUUUGAGCAAUGUGUUUCAUUUUCAAGGAUACAGGUAGAUUUAAUCAACAUAUGUAUAGUCAGAUAUUUAGCAGGGAUAAAACAUCCUUAAUGAGGUCUUUUCAUCCAAAAUGUAAAAUGUUUAGCUGUUUUAUGUAUUAGAUGAUUGAAAGACUAAUAUCAGAUUCACCAGGCAAAUUUUGGGUAUUUUUCAGUAGCUUUAUAGCUUUAAAGGGACCGUAAUGUCAAAAUCAUGCUUGAUUAAAAAAAAAUUCAACUCAAUUGACUAAUAAAAUAUUAUAAGGCUGGUGGUUUAUUUUUCCUGCCAUUUUUUUAGUAAUAGUAAAAUAUUAUUAAAAUAUCAGUUUUAAGAAAAUGAUGGAUCCUGGUGCUGAUAAAUUAUAGCCAGAGGAGAGGAUUAUCGGCAUUAUCUAUGAAUAUGAUAACAGAUUUACUGCCGCUAUCACCACAGGUUUUCUUUAGCAUUUUAACACUGUCUGCCCCUGAUAGUGAACAUUCGCAUUUUUUCAGCUGUAAUAAUAUAUUUUACAUUAAAUUGGAUGCUUGGUAUUUUUUUUAGUAUUAUUUAA